AUGAGAAAAACCAACAUGUGGCUCUUGGAGCGGCUUCGGGGCUCUGGCGAAAACGGAGCCUCCAGGGGCGAGGCGAGUGACAAGGCCUCCAAAGGGGCCCUGUACAGCAACGUGCUCACCCCUGACAAGAUUCCCGACUUCUUUAUCCCCCCGAAGCUGCCCGCGGGCCCCGCCGAGACCGAGGCCCCGGCGGAGCUGGGCGCGUCCGCGUCCGAGCAGAACCUGGCGGCAGCCGCGCCCCGCCGCACCCCCCGCAGCCCGCGGCUCCCGGCCAAGCUGGCGGCCGAGAGCAGGAGCCUCUUGAAGGCGGCCACGCGUCACGUCAUCCAGAUCGAGAGCGCCGACGACGCGCCAGUGGAGGAGGCAGCCGCGGGCACCGAACCCCUGGCCCAGGGUGCAAUGUCCCUGCCCUCCGUGCCCAAGGCGCAGACGUCCUACGGCUUCGCUACGCUGGCCGAGAGUCCGCACACGCGUCGCAAGGAGUCCCUUUUCCACAGCGAGCACGGGGCACUGGCCCAGGUAACUUCGCCUGGUUCUGCGCGCCGCCGGCCCGCCGCCAAGGCCAACGAGGGCAACGGCUCGGCCAGAGAGGCCGGCGGAGCCCUUAUGAGCCCCGGGCGCUACUUUAGCGGCGGGGAGAGUGACACGGGGUCCUCGGCUGAGUCCUCCCCGUUCGGGUCCCCGCUGCUGUCCCGCUCCGUGUCGCUGCUCAAGGGCUUCGCCCAGGACAGUCAGGCCAAGGUGAGCCAGCUGAAGCACUCCGUGGGCCGCCACGGCUCCCUGUCUGCCGACGACAGCACGCCUGACACCAGCCCUGGGGCGCGGCGCCGCCUGAACCGUCGCGCUGCCACCCCGGAGCCCGGGCCGGAGCCGCCGCGCGCCGAGCACGCCGUGCGUCUGGGCCAGCGGGGCAGCGUGCGGCUACUGGCCGAGUACGAGGCGGCCCAGGCCCGGCUGCGAGUGAGGCUUCUGGCGGCGGAGGGCCUCUACGACCGCCUGUGCGAUGCUCGCAGCAUCAACUGCUGCGUGGGGCUGUGCCUGGUGCCCGGCAAGCUGCAGAAGCAACGCAGCACCAUCAUCAAGAACAGCCGCCACCCCAUCUUCAACGAGGACUUCUUCUUCGACGGUCUGGGCCCAGCCAGCGUCCGCAAGCUGGCGCUCAGGAUCAAGGUGGUCAACAAGGGCAGCAGCCUCAAGCGGGACACUCUGCUUGGCGAGAAGGAGCUGCCCUUGACCGCCCUGCUCCCCUUCUUGUAA
Loxodonta africana (African savanna elephant) is the source of this 1257-nucleotide messenger RNA. It is a transcript of the gene C2CD4C, whose product is annotated as C2 calcium dependent domain containing 4C. Bases 1 to 1257 code for a protein of 418 amino acids. The transcript has a single exon. The record is from RefSeq and is a predicted model, not a curated record. Lineage: Eukaryota; Metazoa; Chordata; Mammalia; Proboscidea; Elephantidae.